This is a messenger RNA of Polyodon spathula (Mississippi paddlefish), 4988 nucleotides long. Its product is annotated as rho GTPase-activating protein 20-like. Gene Ontology annotation, molecular function: GTPase activator activity. Gene Ontology annotation, biological process: signal transduction; regulation of Rho protein signal transduction. The record is from RefSeq and is a predicted model, not a curated record. Lineage: Eukaryota; Metazoa; Chordata; Actinopteri; Acipenseriformes; Polyodontidae.
AGUACAUACUGUAGAGGAAAGUGGCGUUCACGUUUUGCAAAAACUUCAAGUGCUGUUGUUUUGGAUCAUGAAGACCACCUGAUUUCGUGAAUCUGAGAUUUGCAGGACUGUCUUUUCUGUUGCUUUGAUUUUGAAAUGUGAAUGGGUCUGGGAUUAAGAUUACAUUGAUAUUUGUUAAACGCUCAACCAGGCUUAAUGGAAAUGUCACCUCAACAGGAUAGCAUUGGACAGAAUCGUUCAUCAUCUUUAACGGGGGAAUCCAAAAUCUCUGGUUUACCAGCAGAGGCAAAAAAGAAAUGGAAGACUCUGGCACAGAGGCGACAGUCUGCACCUUCACUGGUCAUUAGCACCGCGCUUAAAUCCAGAACAAUUUCCAGAGAAAGUUGUCUGUCUCCAGUCAACCCGGAGGCAUGUCCACUUGUCCAGUCUUUUAUCUGUCUGAACCGAGUGUUCGUGAUGCAUGGCCAUGUCCAGCUCAAGACAGGCCUGCAGACGCAAGAGCGACACCUUUUCCUGUUCAGCGACAUUCUGGUCAUCGCCAAAUCCAAAUCAACUUCACAAUUCAAACUAAAGAACCAUGUCCGGAUUUGUGAGAUGUGGACCGCGUCCUGCACAGACGAGGUGUGUGAGGGCAGCACUAACCACAACCAGUCCUUUGUCAUGGGCUGGCCUACCACCAACUGUGUUGCUACCUUCAGUUCGGUGGAACAGAAAGAAAAAUGGCUGUCAUUUAUUAAGAGCCGAAUCACAGAAGAAAAAGAAAAAGAUGACCCUAAAAGCAUUCCUUUAAAAUUGUUGGCAAGAGAUGUUGGACAUGGUGCAUAUACUCUGUCGGUUGGGAACACAGACACAGCAGCUGAUGCUAUCAAGAUGGCACUGCAGCAGUUUGGCAUUACUGGUUGUGUAAAAGACUACCAGCUUUGGGUCAGCUCAGGCAAAGAAGAUGCUCCAUAUCCCCUUAUUGGGCACGAAUAUCCCUUCAGUAUCAAAAUGAGUCACAUGCGUGGGCCGCAUGCACAGCUGCCAGUAGGGAUCAAGGACACAGCCUUCCCUCAGGACCUCAAGAGGACCCUCCUUCUGCAGCAGCUACCCCUGGAGACACAGUGCCAGUUCAUACUUAAGCCCAGAUGCUUGGCCGCAUCCCAGCAAUUAACAGGGCCCAGCCAAAAAUCCUCUAAGAGGAAAAGGUCGAUUAUCAACUGGGCCUUCUGGCGUGGCUCUGGGACUCAGCUUGACAGCAUGCCUCUUUCUCCAAAUCCUCCCACGCCGGGCAGACUCUUUGGGCUGCCACUGCAAUCCAUCUGCGAGGGUGACAAGCUGCCCAAGCCAGUCAUGGACAUGCUGGGCUUUCUUUUUCAAGAGGGUCCGUUUACCAGGGGCAUUUUCAGACGGUCUGCUAACGCAAAAGCCUGCCGAGAAUUAAGGGACAAGCUGAAUUUGGGAGCUGAAGUGCUUGUUGCCUGUGAAUCUGUCUUCGUGACGGCUGCUGUGCUCAAGGACUUUCUCCGGAACAUUCCUGGCAGCAUCCUUUGUGUAGACUUCUAUGAGAAGUGGGUCAACGUGAUAGACAAAGAGAGUCAUGAAGAGAAGAUCCAAGUCGUACAAAGGCUUAUGGAACAACUCCCUAAAACAAACGUGCUCCUGCUGCGGUAUCUCUUUGGAGUCCUGCACUGUAUUGAGCAGCAGUCCGAGGAGAACCGGAUGAACGCAUUCAACCUGGCAGUUUGCAUUGCUCCCAGCAUGCUCUGGCCUCCUUCUACUUCAAGUCCAGAGACUGAAAGUGAAGUCACAAAGAAGAUUUCCAUGCUUGUACAGUUUAUAAUAGAAAACUGCAGCAAGAUUUUCAGAGAAGACAUUGAUUCAGUGUUUGCAAGCAUGCCAAGGAAAAGCAUCAGCGGUGAUCAUGGCUCAGAUGUUUCGUCAUCCCAGAUGAAUGGCUCUUCAUACGAUAGUUUAGAAAAUGAGCUGAAUUAUGAUGUAGAUUCUCCUUUUUCGGAUCUGCAGCAUAAACGUGGGCAAGAUAACCGAAGCAGGGACUCUGUCAUUACCUUAAGCGACUGUGACUUAGACCAGCCAGAGAAUGAAAACAUUCAUCUACAGCUGCCCCCUUUGUCAAGAACAAGGAAGUUUUCUCCUGAGGCGCAUCAAAACAGGCCCCACGGAGAAUAUUUGGAGAUGGACUUGCUCUGCCCAGUGGGAUUAAGGCGACACAGACGCUGCUCUGAACCAACAAUAGGUCUCCAACCUUCUAACUUCGAUCAGCACUUUGAGCAACAUGAGGUUAUAACACGCAAAGCCAGCUACGAUGCAGUACUUACAAACAAUGAAGAGGACUAUAUCAAACAGCUUCGCACCUUACAGCUGAAGGGCCAGGAACUCAUCAAACGCAGCCUGAACAUGGUCAUCGAAUUGGGGAAUCCAAGUCCUUCCAGUCCUAGUGAUGAUGGGAAAGACUUGCAAAAAACUUCUAGGCUUAAUCUUAAACAGCCUCCUCCAUUGAGACUUAACCUCUGCUCGACCACCUGCAGCUCCAGUUUGUCUUCUCCAGGCACCUCCCUAUCUAGGUCCUCCAUGAGUUCCUUGGACAGCGCCUUCUCCCAAUACUCUGACUACACAGUGUUCGCUCCCACAGAGCCCUGUGUCUGCAGUGAAUCUUUAACACUGAAGAGUCAAGGGGACUGCUCUCCUCGUUCGCUUACCAUUAAACAGUUAUCACACCAGCUGUCCCCCAGUCAACAUUCUGAUUUGACCAUGUGUUCCUCUCCUAAGCCAGAACAGAGCAAGCUAGCUGGCUCGCUAAAGGAAAGCCACGAAUUGGUGUCUCAGAGGAGCCCCCUCACUCUGCACUCUAAUAGAUGGAUGAAGAGAACUACACCUUCCAUGAGAAGUUGGUCUUUCCGUAAAAAGGAAAGUAGGAGCAAAAAUGGAGAAAAAAACGAAAGCCCUGCCAGGUCCCCGGUUUCUGACAAGCCAAAACCUCCAGCAGGAACAGUUUGUCAGGAAAGUAAAAGACAAGCCCGUUUGGCCUCUGUGCCUAAAAAAACAGCAAAUGAAACAAAUAUAAAACAGCACUGCCCACCCUCCUACCAGGAAGCUAUCCAUCAAAUGCAGCAGAAUCCCUUUUAUCAAGAUGUGCCAAAAGAAGAGGGACUGACUGUAAAGACACUUAGGUUGCUGCAUGAGAGCGAGGGCAGCAAGGCUGGCAAGAAGCAGGUGCACAGUUCAAGUCCUGCAACACUGAAACUUGACAAGAGGUUACCUGCAGGUAAUAGUCACAUCCCACAAACAGUGUUUUAUGGACAGAGCGCUUGCUUGGGUGUUUAUCCCAUGAGGGGUCAGCAGUCCUUUAUUUUAGCAGAGGAUCGUCCGAAGAGCCUGGCUGCACACCGUUGCUCAGAGCCGGAAGUCUAUUUUGCUGCAGGUGAUUGGACCUCCUCUCUGGAGAACCGUCAGAGAUUGGCGGGCCAGGAAAGCAACAGCAUAACAGCAGAGAGCUCUCAGGAUGUUAAAUGCAAAAUAUCCAAUACAGACCCUCAUUGUAAUGAUAUGGAGUCUGUGAGUUGCAAAGUGGAGCCUAAAUUUUGCUUAUCUCAAACUGCCACCAAGGCAGUCAGGGAAUAUUUCCUCCAAACAGAUGUUGAGAACUGCUUGCAGAAAACACAGGAAGUUACUAAUGGAGUGAUUCAAAGCAAAAAAAAGUGGCAAAAUAAUCAAUGCAGUGACCCAAAAUUUGAAGACUUUGACCAAAUGUUUUUCGCUGAAGAGUCUUAUGUCUAAAUGAAAUGAAGGAAUAACUAUAUUGUAAAUGUACUGUAAGUAACUGACACAAAUGAACUGCCCUUUUACAAUGUAAAUCUAGGAGAACAGUUUUAAAAUGGUAAAUCUAUGUUAACUUUGGAUGCUUUUCAAUGAGUAUGUUGUGAUGUUUGCAGUUUAAUAUAAUUUAAUUAUAAUUUUUUUGUUUUUUAAGAAUUUAAAAUGGUAUACAUCUGUGUAUGAAAUGCUGCAGUAAGCUGGGCUGUAGUUGUAUAAGCUGUAAGAAAUUAAUGCGUAUUUUUGUACUUGCAAGUCCUGCUGCUGAUUGAUAAAAACAAAAAAAAAUGCUGCAAACGAGCACCGUUUCUACUGAGUACAUCUGUUGUAAUGUAACUGUAUUCUGGUGUACAUUCAUUUGAAACUGUAUUAGCUGUGUGUAAACCUAAAAUAAAGCAAAAAUCAGCAGACGUUUCUGUAAAGUAUCAAGUGCUGAAAUCUGUUUUUAACUGAAAAGCACUUUCAAGUUCUGUUGUAUAAGCCCAUAUUUGUUUUUUGUUACAAUCCUUGAGCAAAAUAUACUGAGAACCUCUUAAGAGCCAUGAAUCCCUGUUAACCAACCCAUAGAGUGCUCUUCAAUUGUCCAAAGACAGACAAUAGAGUUGCGUCAGCAAAAUGCUCCAGUGGUGAGUCAUGUAAUAUACUUGCAGCAAAGACUGUAUAUUGAAUUAAAUAUUUUUUUUUUUUUAAUUGUUCAUGUUAGGGAGAAGUGUAAGCAUUGGCUGCAUUAUCAAGUACAAUAUAGGCAUACUGUACUACCUGUUCUAAGCUAACCCUUGACUACAUCACUAGCAAGCAGCCCAUACUUUUGAUAGCUCUAUGAGAACCAACAAACUAACCUGGAAUUGCAACUCUGGACAUCUGUUUUUUGCACAGCCAUCUGUAAAAACAAAGAUAAAGUAAUUUCCCCAAAAAAUUAUUCAACUUGGAAAGCUAGAGUGCCUUUGCAUAGUUUUAAGGGAGAGUCCCUUAUAUAAUUGUACCAUAUUAAAAGCAAAGCAAAGUAUAUUAAAGCUUAAUACAGUUACACGGCAAAACAUAAGUAAGAAUCGUAAAGCACAGAGGGAUAUGGUUAAAGAACAUGGCAAACCAUGUUAAGUGUCUUAACAUGCGUUAAAGUGCCUGCCCCUGUGUGCAUUUUGUGUUGUGUGUUAAUGCUGGUGUAUAGUCAUUGG